CUUAUACCUUCGAAAGAAACAAAAACCCUAAUUCUGCGAUUACAGAUUCGUCGUCUUCACUCCUUCAUUUCGAUCUCGGCCGCUCCAGCUCUCUUCGACAAUGGCACCGAAGAAGGAAAAGGCUCCCCCGCCGUCGUCGAAGCCGGCGAAAUCCGGCGGAGGCAAGCAGAAGAAGAAGAAAUGGAGCAAGGGAAAGCAAAAGGAGAAGGUGAACAACAUGGUGCUGUUCGAUAAGGCAACGUACGACAAGCUGCUUGUUGAGGCUCCCAAGUACAAGCUCAUCACUCCCUCUGUUCUCUCUGAUCGUCUCAGGAUUAGUGGAUCACUUGCAAGAAAGGCAAUUAGGGAAUUGAUGGCUAGAGGCUUGAUCAGAAUGGUGUCGGCACAUUCGAGCCAGCAGAUUUACACCAGGGCAACCAACACCUAAUCGGUUAUAUUUUAAUGGUAUUUUGAGAGUUCAAUUGGAAUUUUUCGAUUUAGAUUCUCUGUUUCCUUUUGUCUUAAAGCUCGAGAUUUCUGCUUGUACUAUUUUUUUCUAUGAGUCCAUACGAUCUUUAUUGAGUUUAUUUUAAGCUUGUUUUUUCUUAUACCACCUAUUAUUACAUUC
Messenger RNA from Erythranthe guttata (spotted monkey flower), 607 nucleotides. RefSeq names its product small ribosomal subunit protein eS25. NCBI's taxonomy places the organism in Eukaryota, Viridiplantae, Streptophyta, Magnoliopsida, Lamiales, Phrymaceae. The record is from RefSeq and is a predicted model, not a curated record.